AUGAGAAAAUCCAUAACAGGAAAGACAGCACCAAAGAACAUUUCUGUGUUUCUUCGAGUGCGUCCACCUGUUCCUCGUGAGGCGAAAUGCACAUUUAAUAACAUUUCAUACGAUGCCGAAGAUCCCCGUAAAAUCACUGUUGCGCGAAAGUCUGGACAAAAGACAAUAGAAAAGACAUUUGUAUUCAAUAAAGUAUUUCAACCCAAAACAUCUCAGAAAACUGUUUAUGAUGAAUUCGCCCGUGGAGCUGUAGACGCGGCCUUUGAUGGCCAACACGGUGUUCUCUUCGUGUAUGGACAGACCGGAUCGGGUAAGACGUACACGAUGAGCAACGAAGAUCCCGAAAACCCCGGUGUACUCCAGCAGGGGCUGCAGGAAGUGUGGAGACGUAUUCACGAGGACACCGAGCACGAGUACACAUGCAGUGUGAGUUACGUGCAGUUGUAUAAUGAGAUCCUCACCGAUCUGUUAGACGCACAGAAGGGCCGCGUGCGCAUUCAACUCGGGCCGGAGGGGCGUGGAGAUGUCGUGCUGGUCGCCGAGACCUCCGGACUCGGCAUUGAAAAACAAGUGCAGACCUAUGAGGAGACGAUGGAGCUCUUCCGCAUUGGCAUGAGCCGCAAGGAGAUGACGAGUACAAUGAUGAACAACACCAGUUCCCGCUCCCACACAAUCUUCAGUUUCAACAUCACACGAGCCACGAAAGUAAAGACCGUCACCGUCUCGGAUGAUGUGACGACAAACACAGCUCCGCCAACCAUCGCGUUGGAGGGACGUCUGGUGAUUUGUGAUUUGGCGGGAAGUGAGCGGGUGAGCAAGACACAGGCCGAGGGAAAGACACUGGAUGAGGCCACACACAUCAACGGCAGUUUGCUGGUGCUUGGUAAAGUCGUCGCCGCACUCACGGAGAAGAAUUCACAACACGCCCCAUUCCGGGAAUCGAAACUCACACGUAUUCUGCAGUACUCUUUGCUUGGUAAUGGCAACACCUCCAUUGUGGUGAACUGCAGUCCGGCGGAUGACUCCACAGAAGAGACGAUGGGAGCCAUUCUUUUUGGUCAGCGGGCAAUUCAGAUUAAACAGGAGGCUAAACGCCAUGAGGUGUUGGAUUACAAAGCCCUUUAUCUUCAAUUACUGGCAGAGUUGGAUUCCAAGAAUGAUGGAACUCUCGAGAAUGCACUUUCAGAGGAGCGGGAGGUGUAUGAAGAGCGGAUUCGUGCAUUGGAGGAUCGUGUGAAGAUUCUCACCGCGGAGAAUGAUCUUUUACGGCAGGAAAGUGCCUCACUGAGUGGUGGGGGCGAUGGAAAUCCGGACACCACCAACACGGCCUGGCAUACAAUGAGCAAACAACUACGCAAUACGCUUACCGAGCGGGAUGAGAAGAUACGCACUAUUAAUGAUGAACGGUUCAAGUUAGCCAUUCUACUUGCUGAGGAGAAGCGUACGGUAUUUCGAUUGGCCGAGAAGCUCCGGGCGACGAUGAUAAGAUAUCAGAUGGAGUCCGAUCGCUGGGUGCAGCGGAUGGAUGAACUCGGCACGGAACUCGCAAAGGUGAAGGGCACGGAUUACAUUGGAUUUCAGCCCGCAGAUGCCGCCGCGGAGAGUUCCACCUCUACACCCGUAACCCCACAGUAUGCAGAUCCUAAUGGUAUGUCUCAGACCACAGGCCAUGAAGAGGUGUAUUUACAAGAACAGUUAGAAAAGGCAUAUCAACGUAUACGUUCUCUUAAUCAAGAGCGUAUAGACCUCAUUGUUUAUCAAUCACGAGCGGAAAAGGCUAUUCGUUUAUUACAUGCAGAGAAAACAGCUCUUACUAAGAAACUUUCGCAGGAAAAGGAGAAAGCGUGA
This is a messenger RNA of Trypanosoma theileri, 1848 nucleotides long. RefSeq names its product putative kinesin. The transcript has a single exon. Gene Ontology annotation, molecular function: microtubule binding; microtubule motor activity; ATP binding. Gene Ontology annotation, biological process: microtubule-based movement. Lineage: Eukaryota; Euglenozoa; Kinetoplastea; Trypanosomatida; Trypanosomatidae. The record is from RefSeq and is a predicted model, not a curated record. Bases 1 to 1848 code for a protein of 615 amino acids.